This is a messenger RNA of Chelonus insularis, 1809 nucleotides long. RefSeq names its product serine palmitoyltransferase subunit I (gene Spt-I). Gene Ontology annotation, molecular function: serine C-palmitoyltransferase activity; pyridoxal phosphate binding. The transcript is spliced from 3 exons. The record is from RefSeq and is a predicted model, not a curated record. NCBI's taxonomy places the organism in Eukaryota, Metazoa, Arthropoda, Insecta, Hymenoptera, Braconidae. Gene Ontology annotation, biological process: ceramide biosynthetic process; sphingosine biosynthetic process. The coding region runs from base 257 to 1666 and encodes 469 amino acids. Gene Ontology annotation, cellular component: endoplasmic reticulum.
UUGGCGCACGAGACACUACCGUAUCUCUUGAUUAUGUAGAUGGUUUAAGGUUGUCCUAAUAAAUAAUAAAUAUUUGUUAUAAUCAUAUUUAUGUAUAUUGUCGUUCUUUUAAUAUCUUUAUUGUAAUUAAAUGUUUUUGGAUCCAAAAAAUUGAUGACAGUCGGAUGGCGACACUUUUAUAAUAUUUUUUAUUGACACAAAGCAAACUUUCUUUUCUCAAAGGUAAAAAAAGUUACGAAAAAACUAUAGGACAUUAAUGAUGAGUUCUAAAUUUAUUUUAUUAGAAUUAAUUGACAGUGGAUUUGGAAUAAUUACUCAUUAUCAAACUUUCAUUGGAAUCUUCUUUAUAUUAUGGCUUAUUUGGCUAUUAGUAAAAAAACGCUUUAGUCGAUCAAUAAAAAAGCCUACUGAUGAAGAAAUUGAGAAAAAACUUGCAAGUUGGCACCCAGAGUCUUUAAUUUUUGACACAGAAGAUGAUCAUCCAUCAUUAAAAUCACGUUUAGUUUCAUCUCCAGUAGGAAAAAGACUCACGGUUGAUGGUAAAGACUGUUUGAACUUGGGAACUCACAAUUAUCUAGGUUUACUAGAAAAUAAAAAGAUUGAAGAACGUGCUAUAAACACCGUUAGAAAAUACGGAGUAGGUUCUUGUGGUCCAAGAGGCUUCUAUGGUACUGUCGAUGUCCAUUUAGUGCUUGAAGAUAGGCUCGCUAAAUUUAUGGAAGCUGAAGAAGCUAUUGUCUACUCUUACGGUUUCAGCACCAUCGCCUCAUCAAUUCCAGCUUAUAGUAAAAAGAGAGAUAUUAUUUUUGCUGAUGAAAGAAUUAAUUUUUCAAUUCAACAAGGCAUUAAUGCUUCAAGAUCAACUGUUUAUUACUUUAAACACAAUGAUGUUGAUGAUUUAGAAAGAUUGUUGAUAGAACAAAAUGAUAAAGAUAAGAAAAAUUCAAAAAGAGCUGCCAAAAUUCGACGAUUUUUAAUUAUUGAAGGCAUUUAUAUUAACACUGGACAAGUUUGCCCACUUCCUGAUCUGAUAAAGCUGUGUAGAAAGUACAAAUUGAGAAUUUUCAUGGAUGAGUCUAUAUCUUUUGGAACCCUUGGAAAAAAUGGAAAAGGAGUAACUGAACACUUUGGCGUUCCUAGACAUGAAGUCGAUCUAAUAAUGGGAUCUCUUGAAUGGGCAAUAAGCUCAAUUGGUGGCUUCUGCGUCGGUUCAUCAUUCAUAAUUGAACACCAACGGCUUUCUGGACUCGGUUAUUGCUUCUCUGCAUCACUUCCUCCACUUUUAACUGCUGCUGCGAUUACAUCUCUAGAUAUCAUCGAGGAAGAUCCAAGUAUUUUUGAUAAAUUAAGGAAAAACUGUUUAUCUUUUCAAACUAGACUAAAUAAGUUACAAUAUUUUGAGCUUUCUGCUAUGCCAGAAUCGCCUGUGAAACAUUUAUACCUAAAAAAGCAAUAUGACCGUCACAAAGAACAAGAAUUAUUAUUAGAAAUCUCUAACAAAUGUAUAGAAAAUAAUUUAGCAGUAAUUCCUCCUGCUUACUUAGACACUGAAAGAAAUUUGCCACGCCCGAGUCUACGACUGUGUAUUUCAAGUACUCUAAAUGAAGAAGACAUUGAUUUUGCUUUGGAGGUUUUAGAACGAUGUUCAACUGAUGUUUUGUCUUAAUGUUAAGUGAUCAUUAAUUUAUAGAGUAAGAUUUUUUAUAGGUGAGUUAUAGAAGAACAUAAAAUAGAAUUGUACGAUUUCGAAGAUUAUUAAUCUAAAGUAAAUUAUAAAAAACAUCAGAAUACAUAACUUUUUAAGCUUCA